UUAUCUUCUUCAGGGAUUGUCCAGCGCUUCCACUCUCAAUGAUGUGUGUUGGGAUCGUGCCGAUAACUGAAAAAUUUCUCCCGGGAAGUAGUUACGAAAGUCAGGAAAUUGUUGAAAUUCACAUUUCAUGUGACUGCAACUAAUUAUUCGAGGGAGAUUUCGGUUUCCAUAUGAGUUUCUGAUUGUCUUCGGGUGUUGCUGCGGGAACACUAGAUUGGCAUUUGCAAACGGAGCUAUAAAAGGUAUACAUUAUGUUUAUUAGAGAUAACGGUGAAUUAUUAGAUGACCACGAAUGGGAGAAUAAUAAUGUAUAUGAGACAAAAUGCCUUUGACUCCGAGGAUACGUCAAAGAACAUUUGAACCGCAGUUUGGAGAGUAAACGUUUGGGAGAUAACUUUCUUUUGCUCUUAUAAAUGCAGCCAACGGCGACCGUGAGGUGUCUAAUCCACGUGACUUGAGGAUUUUAUCCUACAGGAGUUAAAUGGUUCUGAUAACGGACAGCAGAGAUGGUGGAGGCUCAUCUCCCAGAAAAGUUAAACACUCUAAAAGUGUUGGUAAUGUCGCCCAAAUCUGUCCCACUAUCGUGGAGGAAGCACCUGAUCGCGCGGACGACGAUAAUUAUGACGAGUAUCUCGGCUUGUGCGGACCGUAUGAUGAUGAAGACUUCGAGGAGUUGGAGGACUUCUCAGAACUGCCGGAUACCAGAAGUAUCGUCUCGGAUGAUUCCUUUUAUCCACCGGACGAUGACUUUGCUGACUCCGAGAGGACACCCUCACCGGAGAUCCCCGCGCCGCUGUCGUUUUAUCAAGCGUGUUGCAAUAACAACGCGCUUAAAGUGAAACUCAUGAUUAGACAAGGUGUAACGGAGCAGGAGGUUCACGAGACUGACAGAAACAAGAGAACUGGACUAAUAGUGGCGUGUUACCAAGGGUACGUGGACGUGGUGAUUGCGCUCUCCCAGUGUCCUCACUUGGAUGUAAACUGGCAGGACAACGAGGGCAAUACAGCCCUCAUCACCGCCUCACAGGCAGGUCACAUCACAAUCUCUAACUACCUACUCAACUACUUUCCCGGGCUUGACAUCGAGAAGAAGAACUGCCAUGGUUUCACUGCUCUGAUGAAAGCUGCUAUGCAGGGUCGAGUGGAAUGUGUCAAAGCCCUGAUGCUGGCAGGAGCUGAUCUAGAGGCCAGAGACAAUGGAAGGAAGUUCACCGCACGAGAGUGGGCCAUCUUCACAAGCCGCUAUGAGACUGCCUUUGUCAUGAUACGGUUGAUGCAGCAGCCAUGUCCUGAGCAGUUCUGCGACAACUAUCGGCCGGAGUGGCCCCUUCUGCCUGUGCUGGUGGCCAAAGCCCAGUCACCUAAAGGAUGCAUUCAGAGGAUUUCAGAGACACUACGCAACUUCUUUGACAUCAGUAAUGUCACUGAAGCUUCAGAAGAUGGGGUUCUGGAUCACAUGGUGCGCAUGACAACUGCACCGGGGAGUCCGUUUGUUGCAACAGCAUGUCGGACAGUGUGUCCCGGCAGCCCGCCCUGUGUUGGAAAACGGCGUUAUGCUGUUCAGGAGAUACUGAAAAAGCAACGAGUCCAGCACCUGAAAAUACUGGGGCCCGAGCGCCUCGAGAACUACAAACGUCUUUUCCAGAACUCUCGUGUCUUGUUGGUGCCAAAACCCAAAGAUCGUCGAGCUAGUCUGCAGCCCCAGGCCCUAUCAGAUGGCUCCUCCCUAGCCCUCCGUAGGGGAAGUCUGCUCCCUUUACACCUGCUGAGAAGAAGCAGCGUAAGACCAGGUCUGGUGGUGCCCAAGGUGAGAAUUUCCAAGGCACCUACGCCCAAUUACGUGCCGGAGAAAGUGCGGCGGAAAAGCAGCUCUAUAGAUGGCCAGUUCCUCCAGAUUCCCAAGUGGAGAUAUAAAGAACUUAAGGAAGAGCGAAAAAGAGCAGAGGCAGAGGAGAGGAAAAGACUGGAGGCCAUAACGAAAAGACAGCUCUCUACUGGCAAAAGGAAAUAACUGGGACUAUUGUAGUGUGUGCAAACAUACUAGUACUCAUUUUAUACUUGAAAUACAAUUUUGAAAAUGGACAUUGCUUAUUUAUAUAAUUAUUGUUUUAAAAGAAAAAAAGAUGACUGCUUUUUUUUUUGUAAUGACAAAUGCUUCUGUCCUAAAGGUUAAGCUUUUACAAUGGGGUAAACCAAAUGGUUUGAAGUAAAAACCUUUAACCCCCCUGUAGGGGACUGAGCAUCAGCAAACUAGCCAACCACGAAGCUCUAAGAUGAGCUAAAAUGGGUACACUACAAAAAUGAGAUAUUAUGUGUUUACAUCCCAUAAAAAAGGGUUGCUGAUGGCAACAUUACAUUGUUUAGAGAGAUAUUUAAGGCUAGCAUUGUUUCAGAAUUAUCACUAGCAUCAUGAAUGUAUUUAGCAAAUAUAAAUGUACAGUACCUCAUUUUUUUAAAACUAUUUUUCUGCACAUUAAAGUAGUUGGAUGGUGUUUUGAGAGUAGCAAUACCUGUAUUUGCACAUAUUUCAGAGACCAAUGAGAGAGCUAGACAAUCACCAUCAAACAAUGAAAGCAAGAACGAAACAUAGAUAAUUGUUACAGAGAACAAGAACACAGAGGAACUGAUAAGGUUUGAUAUUUUGUAUAAGUAUAUUUUUUAAAAAGGCAUUUAUGCAACUAAAGCACUCAUGACUUGUAUAUCUAUAUUCUGAAACUCUUAAGUCUUCAAAAAAAGAAUGAAUUAUCUUUUGCCAGGGUGUUGCUUUUUCUGCCACUAGACCAAAAUAUAUAUAAAUACAUAAACAGUGUCUGAUCACUGCAAUGCAGGACAGAUUUUAACCAAAAAACAAUCAUUAGACAACAAAAAUUAUAUGCAUUAUGAAUAUCUUAGUAAUAAUAAUAGAAGUAUGAUAAUUAAUAUUAUUACUAUAUUUAUUAUUAUUAAUAAUAACAGUUAUUAUUAUAUAACAGUGCAACUUUUAAGCUUAAAUGUUGUUCUGUGUUUCUCAAUAGAGAGGGAAUGGUGGUAUUUAUCGGUAACCAAUAACAGAUUAAGAACAAAGGUUUUAAAAUCUGUAAUAACUAUAAAUACACAUAUAUUGCCUUUCAAAAGUUGGGGGUCACGGACACAUUUUUAUGAUUUAUUUUUCACAUUUUAUAAUAAUACUAAAAUCAUCAAAACUAUGGAAUAACAGAAAUGGAACUAUGGGAGUUAUGUUCCCAUAUGUAAUUAAAAUCCAAAAUAAAUCAAAACUGUUAUUUUAGCAUCUUCAUAGUAGUCACUCUUUGCCUAGAAUUUGCAGACAUGUACUCUUGACAUUUUCUCAACCAACUUCUUGAGGUAUCACCCUGGGAUGCUUUUUAAACAGUAUUGAAGUUCUUUAUUUCUUUAUUAUUACAAGUCAUCCAUUUCAAAAAUGUAAAAAAAAAUAAAAAUAAUUAAAAUUAGAUUUUUUUUUAGUUAUGAAAUAAAUUAAUAAGUUGGCACAAUUAUAUUUUUGUCAACAAAACUAAUUUCAAAUAUUUAAGCAUAUGCCUUCAGAUCAAAAAAUGUUUAAGAUCAUUUUCAGAACAUUUCAGUCAAGUGACCCCAAACUUUUGAACAGCAGUUCAUAUAUAUAUAUAUAUAUAUAUAUAUAUAUGCUACCACACCAUGCUAUUUCUGUAAGUCAUUGUACUGAGCACAUAUCAUUAAAUCUCAAGUAAAAUAACAGAAUGGACUGUAUGCAGGAUAAUGAAAAGUCUUUUAAUUAAAGAACGUGCAGUGAUAUAUCUGUUUGAAACAUCUUCUCACUGAUCAUUAUAUCCUCUCAAUAGCACCACUGUGCCAGUGUCCAACACUUAGAAAUACAAAAACACACACAUUCUGGACUGUUGAUUUUAUAUGAAGGUCAUGAUCAAUGCUGACCAAAAGUCAGGUCGCCCUCUUAUCUUAAACAAAUAUAAAACUCUGUUUGCACUAUUGUAAUAAGUAACAAACCAAAACUGAUUACUAGAAAUGCAUGUAUCUCAUUAUACCUAUGGAAUAAAACUGUUUUAUAAUACUGUACGGUGACUAUAAGUGUGACUUUGCAUUUUUUAAUCUUUCUAGAGCAGUACUUGUAAAACUAAAGGUAAAGGAUAGGCCUUAUUAAGCUAUUAGAAAUACUGAGGUCACUGGUUCUGACUGACUUUGAGGGACUUAUUGGUCUUGCAAGGUCAGCAUUUCUCUCAGGACAACACAAAAUGCAUUAAGGGCAAUUAAUCGCCCUCUACUGGAAAACAAGAGCACUGUUCUGUGAAUUGUGGCAGGGAUAUCCUCAAAAGACAUAUAGACUAAGAGGGCUUGAAUGUCAGAUGGACCUCCAGGUUUGGUCACUCUGAACCGGCUUCAAAGCCAGUCACUGUGAAUUCCAGAUACCAUAGAGUGGAGUACAACCUUGACCUGAAAUACAGCAUUUUGUAAGUUUAACUGCCACUCAAACUUUUGAGGUUCACCUUUUCUGAGGGGGAACAGCAGGUUUGGCCAGCUGGUGUGCUAAUGGCAUGUAUGGCCUAUAUGCAGAAUUCUUGCUGCUUUGGGCCCUGAAUAUGUUGUGGGAACAACCUGAAGCCUGCUGCAGCUGGCAUCACUUAUCAACACCUGAGCAGAACACAAAGUUAACCUGGAGGGACAAAACCAAGAAAGGGAGGGAGAUAGGAAAGGAGCUAGAGAAGGGGAGAUAAAGAAAGAGGAAAGAGAGAGAAUGGGGCAAAUCCUGUGUGGCAUUACGCUUGGUGGCUCAAAGCUGCAUAGGCUAAGACAGAGUCAGGGAGCGGAGCAGAGCAGAGGAAUCUGACAAGCUAUGCCACACUCUACUCCACAGAGCAAGAAAACUAGGCCAUGGGCUUACACAAAAUGUUCCUGUUGAGCUGAGUGAACCAAGUGAUAUACUUACACGUGGGUCAACUACAGAAAAAAUAUUUUGACUUGUCUCUCAGUUUGUAAAAUAAGAAGCAACAUUUAUUUUAUUUUUUUUACAGUAAUGCACUAACAAUUAAAGUCUAUGGGGUAAGGCAUAGCACUGGGAUAAAUGUUAAAAUACACACCAUUUUGAAGGCCUCGCCACAUAACAUCAUCAUUAUACAUGUUAACAUGAGACUAGUACUAAAAAAAUGCUUACUAACAUUGUCUGGGUAAAGUUAUAUCCAAUUUUUCAACUUUACAGCAUAAAUGAAUAUUCAGGGUUCAGAAAUCUGUUACAUUAAAGCACUUACAAUGGAAGUGAAUGGGGCCAAAUUUUAAAAGGGUUUUAAAGGCAGAAAUGUGAAGCUUAUAUUAUAAUUUUAUAAAAGCACUUAUAUUAAUUCUUCUGUUAAAAUGUGUGUACUUUGUGCAUUUAGAUUACAUCUUGCGGCAAUACUUUUCAAAAAGUGUGUAUUUCAACGUAUUUUAACUUUCCUAAGGAAGAAAUAAAAUGCAUUUUGACAGGAAAAGUACAUAUAGUCAAAUUUUAGCUCAGCGAUUAAAUAUUUUAAUCGACUGACAGGACUAUUUUACGAUAAAACCAUAAUUAAAAAAAACAAAAUGGUCCUGCACAGAGGUUAUCGGACACCAUAUUUGUAGUUUUAUAUAUAUAUAUAUACACACACACACACACACACACACUACCAUUGAAAAGUUUGGGGUCACUUGACUGAAAUGUUUCUCAUGAUCUUAAAAAUAUUUUGAUCUGAAGGCGUAUGCUUACAUUUUUUAAAUUAGUUUUGUAGACAAAAAUAUAAUUGUGCCACCAUAUUAAUUUAUUUCAUUACAAAACUAAAAUUUAAUUUAAAAAAAAAAAAAAAAAAAGUUUUUGAAAUGGAUUACUUGGACCAGAUAAUAAAGAAAAGCAGCCAAUAAGUGCCCAACAUAGAUGGGAACUCCUUCAAUACUGUUUAAAAAGCAUCCCAGGGUGAUACUUAAGAAGCUGGUUGAGAAAAUGUACAUUUCUGCAAAAUCUAGGCAAAGUGUGGCCACUUUGAAGAUGCUAAAAUAUAACAUAAGGUUUGAUUUAUUUUGGAUUUUUUUUUUAGUCACAACAUAAUUCCCAUAGUUCCAUUUCUAUUGUUCCAUAGCUGUGAUGACUUUACUAUUAUUCUAAAAUGUGAAAAAAGAAUGAGUAAGUGACCCUAAACUUUUGAACGGUAGUGUGUGUGUGUGUAUAUAUAUACAUAUAUAUACAUAUAUAUAUAUACACACACACACACACACACACACAGGUGUAUAUACAGGUGCAUCUCAAUAAA
Messenger RNA from Myxocyprinus asiaticus (Chinese sucker), 6248 nucleotides. RefSeq names its product ankyrin repeat domain-containing protein 33B-like. The transcript is spliced from 4 exons. NCBI's taxonomy places the organism in Eukaryota, Metazoa, Chordata, Actinopteri, Cypriniformes, Catostomidae. Gene Ontology annotation, molecular function: protein binding. The record is from RefSeq and is a predicted model, not a curated record. Bases 482 to 2011 code for a protein of 509 amino acids.